GGGAGGAGAGUGGUGAAGAUGGACGUGAAUCAGCCGAAACAGGAGCAUCUGCUGGCGCUGAAAGGGUAGCACUUCCUGAAGGUGGUAGACUGCUGCAUCUCAAUAUUGUGCUUCUGCUAAAUUUGGUGAAGGAAGCACUGUCAGUGACAAAUCACUUCAUUCCGAAUGACUUAUAGAUUUGCAAUUAUGGAAGUAUAAGGAGAAGGGCUUGCUGAUAUUCAUUGCCCUAUGGUGAUUCAAGCUGAGACCAUCACUUUGUCCCCAGAGCUUCAAUCAGAUGGAGUUAGUGGUACAUUAUAGGCCUAAUCAAGACUUUUCUUCCGAAGUACUGAAGAUAACAGAAAAAUUGUUGGAAGACUUUCCACGAAAAUAUUCACCAAGAUUCAUACCAUGGUUUUCAGAUGAUAUAAAAAGUUUACCAAUAAAACCUAAGAAAUGUCCACCAUCUAUUUCAAAUGAAGAAGCACAAAGAAUUGAAAAGUGUUUGGUUGAGGUGGAAUUCAAAGCAGAAACACAAAAUUAUGAUUGCACAGAGGAUCUUCUGGAAUUUUCUGUAAAUCUGCAGAAGGAUCAUCUUACUGAAGUAGCUGCUGCAGAAUUUGUACCUGGAAUGACAGAUUUACUGUGUGGAAUUACAAAUGAGGAUUACAAAUCAGAAAGGUCGUGGAGUAUUACAGGAUACAGCAGAACGAAAGGGCUAAACAUUUUGACAGUUAGCCAAAGACUUCAAAUAAUUAAGGAAAAGCUCCAACUACAUUCUUUUCAAAGGGCAAAGUGGGUUAUUGAUCAAUCCAAUUUUAGUGCUGAACAGCUGGAAGAGAUCUGGGCUAAACUGAGUAGUAUUAUCAAACACGGUGAUCUUCCUGGUUGUAAUGCCAAAAUACAUCGACAUCUUGGUGAAAUAUGGGUUUUCUGUGAUCUCGUGUGCUGUGAAUAUGUUGGUAAUUUUAUUAAGCAAAUAUUAAAUCUAACAGUGAUGAGGUUAACCAAGCCAACAUUGUUUACGAACCUGCCAGUGACCUGUGAAGAAAGAGAUCUGCCUGGAGACCUUUUCAGUCAACUUAUGAAGGAUGAUCCCUCUACAGUUAAAGGAGCAGAGAACUUUAUGUUGGGGGAAAUGUUGACUCUCCCUCAGAACUUUGGGAAUAUUUUUUUGGGUGAAACCUUCUCAAGCUACAUCAGUGUACACAAUGACAGCGUGCAAGUUGUUAAAGAUAUUUUGGUUAAGGCUGAUCUUCAAACCAGCUCUCAACGUUUAAACUUAUCAGCUUCAAAUGCUGCAGUGGCUGAUCUUAAACCUGACCGUUGCAUCGAUGAUGUGAUUCACCAUGAAGUGAAAGAAAUUGGAACACACAUCUUAGUUUGUGCAGUCAGCUAUACCACACAAGCUGGAGAAAAAAUGUACUUUAGAAAGUUCUUCAAAUUUCAGGUCCUUAAACCACUCGAUGUAAAGACCAAGUUCUACAAUGCUGAAAGUGACCUCAGUUCUGUGACAGAUGAAGUCUUUCUUGAAGCUCAAAUACAGAAUAUCACAACUACACCAAUGUACAUGGAAAAGGUUUCUCUCGAGCCAUCCAUAAUGUACAAUGUAACUGAACUGAACACUGUUAAUACAAGAGGGAGCAGCCACUCCACAUUUGGGAAGAUGACCUACUUGCAACCUAUGGACACACGGCAAUAUCUAUACUGUCUCAAACCUAAGCCUGAAUUUGCAGAGAAGGCUGGGGUCAUCAAGGGCGUAACAGUAAUUGGAAAAUUGGACAUAGUGUGGAAAACAAACUUGGGUGAAAGAGGACGGUUGCAAACAAGUCAAUUGCAACGAAUGGCCCCUGGAUAUGGUGACGUAAGACUUUCCUUGGAGAUGAUUCCAGAUACUGUGAACCUUGAAGAACCUUUUGAAGUUACAUGUAAAAUAACUAAUUGCAGUAGCGAGAGGACAAUGGAUCUGGUGCUUGAAAUGUGCAAUACAAAUGCAAUCCACUGGUGUGGCAUUUCAGGAAGACAGCUAGGAAAGUUGAGUCCAAAUUCUUCUCUUCAUCUUGCACUCAAGCUAUUGGCCUCCAUGCAAGGUUUACAGAGUAUUUCAGGAUUGCGAUUGAUGGACACAUUUUUAAAAAGAACUUAUGAGUAUGAUGACAUUGCACAAGUAUGUGUGGUCUUUUCACACCUGAAACCAGAAAGCUAGAAGUACCUUCUCAUAGUGGUGUUCCCUUCCUGUGGACCAACGGUUUUGUUUUAACGAUGUGACCUGCUUUUUCAUUCAUGAAAGACUAUCACCGUAUCGUAUGAACCAAAAUGUAUGAAGAUUUUAUCAUUUUAAGAAGUCUGUUGAUACUGAGUGGAUUGAUGCACUGCCCUUUGCACCUCUGGAACAUGCGUUCUAAUCCAAUAUAUUGAUGAGAUGGUGGUUUUCUCUGUUUACUGGUUGUAGAGUUCUUGCAUGAAUUAAAUUUGCAUGGGCAGUCUCAAUUUACUUUGUACUGGGUGUGAAUCCAUCAUACAUUGCACUACAUUGUGGUGAUCUUGUUGACCAAGUGUGUGGGAAGUGGAAAAUGGAAAACUCGCACAUAAGUGCAGAAAUUGUGCAUUCAUGAUGUAUAUUGUGGAAGUGCAGUACAGGGAGCUUUACUUUGCAUCUAAUCAUGCAAAACCUGGCACUGCUUCAUGUCCAUUCCCUUACACCUAAUGAGCUUCACACCGAUGAGUGUAAAGUCAACAAGACAGUUUUUAAAAAAUAAAUCUAUUCAAAGUUGCUUUCAAUUUUAUGUGUAUGUAAUAAAGCUUUAAAUGUAUUCACAAAAUAGUCUCCAGUGUACAUAGCUUCAGGGAGAAAUUGUGUUUCUCAGUUAAAAUAGUGACACCUCUUUUAUAUUGGUAGCUGGAAAUAAAAUAUGAGAUGUUCAUUGGAGGGGGAGGGUUAAAACUUUUGAAAAGCUGUGCAAUUGUUCAUAAGGUUGCAGAAUUGUUAGUGCUGUACUGGCUGUCUGAACAUUUUAAUCUGGUGCAAAUCUCCUGACUUUUCUUCUUGCCCUGCCCAUUUUCAUUCUCAUUGUGGGUUUCUUUUUCAUCACAAGUAUCCCUCACCAGAAGAUAGUGACAGAAGUGUUCUGGGGAAUGUUUUAACUUCACUUCUAGUUUUAAGAACUAUAGUUAUUGAAAUCUGUAAUUAAGGAUAGAGGGACUCAAUAUUGGAUUUGUAAAGGAUUGUAUAUAUGUAAAUACGGUAGACUCACUUUUAAUUAACAGUCCAAUCACUUGAACAUAAAGUUCCUGCUGUUAACAUAUCAAUCUCUUGAUUCUUGCAAAUUUGGAGACUACUAAAAUGAUGCUGUCAGAAACAAAUUGGUUUAUAAAUCGUGUAUGUAGCCAGAUUCCCUGCUCUUUACCCCUCAAUCAUAAUGUUUCACUUUUUUAAAAGAAAAAUAAUGGUGACCUAAACACACAAAUGGGUACCUUACUUACUCUAGAAACUACAAAUAGUCACUUAUCCUACUCAUCAAUCAACUGUUUUUCCUGCCGUAAUUCAUAAUGCCACCCUGCUCGUACUCUUGAUCUAUAUCCUUACUUCUCUGAAGUUUACUUGUAAACCUUAGUUAAAACACAGUAUUCUCAUUUGGCCUUCACGUCACUCCCUGAAGUCUGCUCCACACUGACUGUCUUCCUUACUAUUACCACAAUCCAUCAAAUCUCAAGUCUUUCAAAUAAUAUUAAUUAUGAGCAUCUUCAUAACAAUAAAAAUCAUAAAUAUCUUGUAGAAAAUGACUGACUGUCACGUGAGAUCUGAUACUUUAGAUGGGAACACUUUGUAUGGCUAGCAGCAUUUAAUGGCCGUUCUUUGGCUACUUUUCACAAUCAGGGCUGAGGCCUAUAUAAGCAGCUCUGUUGUUACCAAGUAUGAACAAGGCACUUAACUGGUCAAGAAUUGGCCAACAAUACUUCACCCUCUCUGAUGAAGGGUCUAGGCCCGAAACAUCAGCUUUUGUGCUCCUGAGAUGCUGCUUGGCCUGCUGUAUUCAUCCAGCAUCUGCAGUUCCCAUUAUCUCUAAUACUUCACCACAUACAUCUUAUUGACAAAAAAUGUUAAAACAUUAUUUCAGAUGUGAAUGCAACCCACAUACUGGCUAUACUAACCAAAGUAUUUGCAUGUGUACCAGGGGUUUGUUAAUUAUGUAAAUACUACUGGUCAACAUAGCAGACCUAUGCAAUCUCAACUGAAAAGAUUUCCCUCAGCAGGUUCCUGAGGAACAAAGCUGUAUUUGCUUGCAUCAGAAGCAAUAAAUGGAUUACGGAAUGACAUGCUUUAAGAUGAUGGUAAGAA
Molecule: messenger RNA, 4318 nt
Organism: Stegostoma tigrinum
Lineage: Eukaryota; Metazoa; Chordata; Chondrichthyes; Orectolobiformes; Stegostomatidae
Gene: trappc13
Product: trafficking protein particle complex subunit 13
Exons: 14
Coding region: 278-2185 (635 amino acids)
Cellular component (GO): TRAPPIII protein complex
Source: RefSeq, a predicted model, not a curated record